UUACCAGGCAAACUUUAAACAAAAUGGCGCCGCUCGUAGACCUCGAUGGAGUGUGGGGAGAGCCUACUUCAACCCUUGAUUGGUGCGAAGAAAACUACGUUGUGACUCCAUAUAUUGCUGAGUUCUGGAACACAAUCAGCAAUAUCUCCAUGAUUAUCCCACCACUGCUGUCUUUGUAUUAUAUCUCGAUGUGUAAAGUUGAGCGUCGUUUCUACUGGUCUUGCCUCGCCUUCCUUUCUGUUGGUCUUGGGUCCUGGUGCUUCCACAUGACGCUUUUAUAUGAAAUGCAGUUGUUGGAUGAGCUGCCGAUGAUCUGGGGUUCCUGUGUGUUUCUAUACGCUUUCUAUGAAAGCAAUGCGAAGCCGAAGAGUCAUAAUUAUCCUUUAGCAGCAGCACUAUUGCUCUACGCUGUGGCAGUCACCUUCAUUUAUAUCUUAACUAAAGAUCCUAUAUUCCAUCAGGCAGCCUAUGCUCUUCAAGUGUUUGGGCUGAUAUUCAGAGGUCUCUACUGUGUUUUAAUCAACAAGCAGGAUUUUUCCGCCUUUCUGUUUGUUUACUCGAUUGUCUUGUAUACAGCUGGGUUCGUCCUGUGGGUGAUAGACCAAUCCUUCUGCAGUCAAAUAAGGCAAGCUCGUUCGGAUUUCCCAGUUCCAGCAGUUCUUCAGUUGCACGGCUGGUGGCAUAUCUUUGCUGGACUCGGUACCCAUGGUCAUAUUAUGUUUAGUUGCCAUUUACGAAACCAAUACCUGAAGCGCAAUCCAACAGUUUGGCUGCAGGGUAUUCUACCAUUUGUCUCUCUACCGGUCAAGAAGAACUGACCCCUCAGCCUUAUUGGAAAUUUCCCACCUGCGCAAACAAAGCAGGGGUAAUUAUCCUUGCCAUAAUCUUAUUGGUUGUUUUGGGAUUUCUUAAGUAUGAGUUAGUCUUCAUUUAUUGAUCAGGGUAAAGUUUGGUGGAGCUACUUAAGCAAACAUAGUAGCUAAGCAUAAACAAAUAUGCUUACCAGAAACCAGCUUAACUGCCAUGUCACAUGUACAAUUUGUGGCUGGUAUCCUGCUCAUUUCUGCUAAAUUGUUAAGCUGAGCAUUAGUUUAUGCUUGAGCAGCUCUUUGAAAUUGAGCCCACAUGGUUUAUUGGGUUGUUUGGUUUCUGCUUUUCAGUCUUGAAUACUUGAUUUAUCGGUGAGGUUCAAGAUUGUUUUCGUUAUUGGGUUUGAUUGAUUUAUUUAUUGAUUGGUAAGUUAUUUCUUUUUAUAGAUUUUUGGAACUUCCAAUAUUUGUUUUGCCUACCGAUUUUGAUCUAUUGAUUGAGUGCUUGAAUCGUUUUCCUUUAUAUUAUCUUUAAAUGUUAAAAAAUAAUUUAAUUGAUUUGAAAAGAAUCAUGUUUUGAUGACUGAUUUCAUUUGAAUGGAUUUAUGGAUUUGAUUGAUAGAUCGGUUAGUUAAUCGAUUACAAACUACUCAUGUUUUAAUAACUGUGGAUGUAUUUGAUUGAUUUUUAUUGAUUGAUUGGUCGCUUAAUUGAUUGCAUGAAAGGUUGGUUGAUUGAUCGAUUAAUUAAUUGAUUGACUGAUUGGUUGAUUGAUUUGUUCAAUGAUUGAUUUACUAAAUCAUUGAUUGAGUAGUUUAUAUUAUGUUAGUUAUCCAGUACUUUUUCAAAUUGAAAGUGAAUGUUGUGGCUUACAUUCAAAAGCUAUCGAUGCCUUUUGUGCCGUACUGUUUCAAGCUCUAUAGACCCCUUGCAAAACAUGCAGCGCACAUAUGCGCACAUCUCCUGUCUGCCAUUGUGUGUGUCAAAACGGGCACAAAAGGAAUAUACUCUCCCAAAAAGGCAGAAAUGGUAGACACACAUUGUUCGAAAGUGUGUAAACAUGUGUAUGUUUUGACACCAAAAAUGGCGAAAUGGAGAUGCGCGUGCAAGUGCGUUGCGCAUUGUGCAAUGGGUCUAUUGCAGUGGGUUUUUUUAGUAUUGAAGUACUCUUUAAAUAUUUGUACCCAAGUCCAGUACUGUUUAAUAUAUUUUUGUCUCAGGAGUUCUAGGUAGAUGUUAUAAAAAAGUGCAGAUAAUCCAUUUUCUGGAAACAGCAUUAUUUUGUCAAUAUCAUAUUUUUUUUUAAAGGUUUAAUUAACUUUAGGUUUGUCGUAGGUUUCAACACUGUCUUAAAAAAAGCAUGAAGAAAAAAAAAAGAUUAAUGUAAAAAUGAGUUACUGUAACUUGUAUAUUUAGAAAUGCUACCUACCAUGGUGCCUCUAUAUUUUUCUGGGUUUGAUUUGCUUCAAGAUUUAUUGAUUAUGAAGGGGUCAGGUCUUGAACUUCGCUCCUGAAGAGGCACAGCAAUUUCCUCUGGAAAAGGGGGCACUUAAAACAGUUUGUUUGACACCUUGCAGAAUGACCACAGCAACAGUGGUGCUGUUGGUUAUUUUGAGGAACUAGAAUUAGCUGUUGUACUGUGUACCAACCAAAAGGAACGAUGGUCAAAAUGCAGAGCACUCAAGGAAUUUGUUGUUUAAUAAAAUCAUUGUGGUAAAAAAUGUUGUUGACAUAUCUUGUUCAAUCUUGAGUGCUUUCAUCUGCUAACGGCAAUAUUUACUUUUGGUAAUUACUCAAACAAACUUUAUUACUGUAAAAACGGUGAAGAGCACUGGAGAUUUUUUCAAUUAUAAAACAUUGGUAGAAGGCCGCCCUUUGAAGUUUAGUUUCAGGGGGUAUAAAAACUCUACAAGUGGGUAAUUGAAAGGGGUAAUUUUCGACGCAACAAACUGAGAAAAGCUUGAGGUCUCAGCAAUCUGAAAGCAGACAACCUUACACAAGCUGAAACCAUGUUUUUAUGCAUGUUGGGAUCCAUUCAGUGGGGAUACAGUUCUUUGAUGAUAAUUACCAAAAGUACUUGUCUUUAAAGGAAUUGAUGAAUGCAUAAUGACAGAUUGAAACAAACUUGAAAAUGCUAGCCUUAUGUUCAAAAAAACAUUGUUUCUUAUUGAAACUUGAGAACUAUCAGUAGAAUUCCACUGUUUGGUUUUGUGAAAGUUUCUUGGUAAAACAAGUUUUGAUUUAUGUCAUACUCCCUUUAUGUUCCAAAAACUAUUUUGAUAGAAUUAUUUUAAUGAGAACAGUAGGUUAUUGUGAGAGGAAAACGCAAUCCUGUAGUUUUAAACAUGGCAAAUUUAAUAGCUUCUAAUCUAUUUAUGUUAAUUUAUUUUCAUUGGAAUAAAAAUGUUUAGGGCAAAUUAUGAGGCGUUAAUGGUCUUUUAUUGUAAUUAACUGGUAUAUUAUGCUGGCAAAUAUAUUAUCUUCUAGAAAUAUUUGGUGCAAGAAGGUAUGAACUGAUUUUGUUAAACUACAUUUAAUUUCUGACUUUCGCAAAAGCUAUCCUGGUAUUUAAUUUGUGAUUAGAACUGCAUUAAGAAUUCUCAGUUGUUUAUCUGUUAUCACGUCUGACAAAUUUGGAAAUAAAUUUAAAGUUUUUGAAGUA
Messenger RNA from Asterias rubens (European starfish), 3471 nucleotides. RefSeq names its product alkaline ceramidase 3-like. Gene Ontology annotation, cellular component: endoplasmic reticulum membrane. Gene Ontology annotation, biological process: ceramide metabolic process; phytosphingosine biosynthetic process. NCBI's taxonomy places the organism in Eukaryota, Metazoa, Echinodermata, Asteroidea, Forcipulatida, Asteriidae. The transcript has 10 exons. The record is from RefSeq and is a predicted model, not a curated record. The coding region runs from base 24 to 818 and encodes 264 amino acids.